CGCAACGGUAUUUGGACGGAAGACCUGCAAAAUGGCAGUCAGUAUAAAUACACACCGCGUUCGAAGCAAGGUCGCUUCCAUUGCGUUAAAAAAGAUCCCAAAAGUAUAUAAGACACGCAUAAAAAAUGCCCGUUUUGAGAAAAUUUCAAUUAGUUUUCAUCACAUAGUUAUUUCUUCGCUACUUUUUCGAAUUAUUAAACUUCAUUCCACACAUACAUAGAUCUCUAGGACUACUAGACUAGAUCUACUGAUACUGAUACUCACAGUGAACAUCGUACUGUUGAGUGUCGGAAAGUUCCUGGUGGACAAUUUUCUUUACUGGUCUUGCUCUUACUCUAUUAAGUAAUUCUAUUCACUAUUGAUCUCGUAUCUAGUCUAGAUCUACAUCUAAUACAAGCUAAGUCUUGUUAUAGGAAUCUUUAUAGUCUAGAACUAGCGCAUGAUCACGAAAACCUAAAUAAAUCUAGAUAAAUUGAUUUAGAAAGCCCAGGAUUGCCAGGAUCUGAUUUUGAGCCGUCUGAGGAUGAUAGAUGAUCUAAGACUAAGAUAAAGUUCUAGAUUAGUAGUUCCAAGUCAAGUUUAACCUCCCAGCUUAAAUAUACUUAACUAGUGAAGAUUUCUAGAGACUAAUCUGAGUAGUCUAGAUAUUUAGAGAUUCUAGCAGUCUAGAUCUAAUUAGUAGUAUUCCAUUUUUUGUGUGUCCUCUCCUCUGCCUGAGGCUCUGCUCAUGUUUGGAAUCUAGACUUUAGAAUCUUUUCAUCAACAAUUGCUUAACCAUCAAGAUCUUGAAUGUGAGAAUCAUUGUAAAGACAAAGAAGCAUAUCAUUGCCAUAUCUCUAGUGAAGUUUCACCUAGGAUGCCAAAAAUGAUGAAUGUCAUGCCCAUGGGUUCAAUGACUUAAGCCAAAUUUUGUAUCCUAAAAGCAUCAGCAGUUCUAAUAACAGCCCAGUCAUGAGCACCAGACUAGAUAGGUUGUUUUUGUUGUUGGAUACUGGAUCUACACCAUUAAUUAGAAAAUCUGCUGCUGAACAAUUAGGAGAUGUUGUGAGACUUCAUCCACAUGAGCUCAAUACACUUCUGGUCAAAAUUCAUAGCUUCCUGAGAAGUUUAACAUGGGAGACUCGUGUGGCAGCUGCACAAGCUAUUGAUGCGAUAGCAAAGAAUGUCCCACAAUGGGAACCUAGGGGUGCUCCAAAAUCAGAAUGUGACAUGGCUAAUUUUAUUGGAGAAGGCACAGUUUUAUUUUCACAUUUUGAUAUAAAAAGAGUCUUAGAAUGUGGUUCCUCACUGUUAGGCUCUGAAGGAGAUCAGUAUGACAUUGGAACAUCUUUAGUUGAUAUGGAUGAUAGAGACCAACUUUCUCAACAAAGACAGCAAUUAAACAAGCGAUUGGGCUUAGAUAUAACAGGCCAACUUGGUAUAGACUCCAGUAAUCUUUUCAAUGAUGAUGAUCUGCGCAUGAAUGUUGAAGCAACACUUCCUUCUAUGAAUAAUAACUCUCAGCCUGUGGUUGAGUUGCUAAAACAACAGUUAGGGGCCAGAAGUCAGAUGAGUUCAAGGGAAAGAAAUGUUGCGAAAAGAAAAGCAAGAUCAUUAUCUAAACAUAUUUCAAGCAAUAACAAUGCCAAUGAUGAACCUUGUCCAGUGAAACGGAUCAAGCGUGAAAGGUCAACAGGCUCACUAGACUCUACUGAUUCCUCACAAAUUGAAGAGCCUGAAGAUUGGCCAUUCCAAAACUUUUGCGAAGUUUUGAUUAAUGACUUGUUUCAUAGUUCUUGGGAAGUUCGUCAUGGAGCAGCUUCUGGUCUUCGAGAAGUAAUCAAAACACAUGGAAGAGGUGCUGGAAAAACCAUGGACAUUCCUAGCAAUCAACUUGCCUCAGUAAAUCAAGUGUGGUUAUCAGAUUUAGCCCUGCGUCUUUUAUGUGUACUUGCCCUGGACAGAUUUGGAGAUUUUGUUUCGGAUGAGGUUGUUGCUCCAGUAAGAGAAACGUGUGCACAAGCACUUGGCACAGUUCUGAAAUAUAUGGAAGAGUCAUCAGUGUCGGGAGUAGUUAGCAUAGCACUUCAGAUGUUAGAACAAGUGCAUUGGGAAGUUAGGCAUGGAGCUCUUCUGAGUUUGAAAUACAUCUUAGCAGUCAGGCAGGACCUGACAUCCAAACUUCUUCCACUCAUUCUGCCAGCAAUACUUAAAGGUCUUUUAGAUCCAGAUGAUGAUGUCAGGGCAGUAGCAGCAGCAGCUCUUAUACCUGUCACUGAUCCACUAGUCACUUGUUUACCUGAACAGCUUCCUGUGAUACUGAGCUGCUUAUGGGACAUUCUGGCUGAUCUGGAUGACCUGACAGCCUCCACGAACAGCAUCAUGACUCUGUUAGCAAAACUUAUGUCACACACAGACACCAAGUCCUCCUCCUUCAUGACAAGUUCUUUGACUGAUCUAACACCAAGACUGUGGCCUUUUUUUAGACACAGUAUUGUAUCUGUCAGGAAAGCAGCACUAGAAACAUUUUAUACACUGCUUACAAUGAAAAUAGGAGAAAUGACAUGCCAGUGGCUAAUUCCCAUCUACCAAGAUGCUAUUCGCCACAUUUACCAGCGCAGCAUUCUGGAGGAAAAGUCUGAACUCCUUCCCUUGAUUGUGAAAGUGUGGACAUCAUUGUUAGAGUGUGCUAAUAUGGAUUAUCUCUAUGCUCUAGCUGUUCCUUGGUUGGGAGUAUGGUUAGCUUUUCUCAUGCAGCCUCCAAGGUUAGCCUAUGAUCCUAGUCUUCUGAUUGAGGCCAAGCAUAAACCUAGAGAAAAUCGAAAGUCUCAUACUGAGAUGAGACACAUUGUCCAGGAUGUCAAAAACUUUAUUGGUGGAUUAGACACUUUAGCAGGGAACUCUGCAGAAAAAGAUGCAACUAUAAAUAGAGCUCGUGUCUGUGGAUCCAGGCUUUUCAGCAUGUUAGCCAGCAAACUUUGUCUGCCUACAUUGGUUGUUCCAGUUGGUCAAGAGACACCUCUUGAUGUUCUAAGCAAGCUGUUUAUGUUUCAUCUUAAUGGCAAGUCAGCUGUGCAAAGAUUUGUUAUUGGGCAGGUCAUCUACUUAUGGGCUACUUACAGCACGCCAUGUCCUUGUUCAACUGAGGUCGUAUCACAGCUGUUAGUUUGCCUCGGUGAGCUGAUUUAUUUUGAUGAGAUAGCCAUUUCCUUCACGCGCAUGCAGAAUGAUUGUCAGGACUUUCUUGCAUCUCUGAAGCAGCAAGGCAUAAAUCUGGACACAACGUAUCCUCCAAGACAGCUAUUGACACUUGAAGCAGCUUUAACUUUAACAUCAACAACAUACAAGCCAUUGAGAUCCUUAUUAAAACCUCAGAUGUUGUCCAAGUUUGAUGAAAGACAAAAGCAGCUUCACUCAAUGGUUACAUUGACAUCACAGGAACAGCAGACCUACAGCAUCAGAGUGUUAUGCAGCCUUUCUAUGGCUGUUGUAGCUUUAAAUGCUUUACCAGAAAAGUUAAAUCCAGUAGUUCGUCCAUUGAUGGAUGUCAUCAAAAAGGAAGAAAAUGAAUCACUUCAGGAAGAAGCAGCCAUGUGCCUUACUCAACUGAUCAAAGUGUGCAUUGCUCGUAACCCUAGUCCUAAUUCUAAAAUCAUCACCAAUUUGUGUGGGUUUCUGUGUUCUGAUCCCACGUACACACCUAAUAUCUCAAAUCCCAUGUCAGCUUUAAGUUCUACACAUCUAGUGAGUGAAGUCUCUAAUCUGGAAGUGCCAUGUACAAUGUUUCGAGGGAUCUUGACACUCUCAAAUUUACAGAAGGUUACUGAAAGCAACUUUAGAAAACGAAGAGGUCGAAUUGCUAAUAUUUUUAAGAGUGAACUUGAUACCGCUAACAUUGACGGAGAAAUUUCUAUGGAAAGAAAAGAGCAGAUGGAACUACAGAAACAACUUUUGACACAGCGACAAGGAGCAGAGGCAGCAUUGACUCUUCUGUGUAAAAUGUUUAGUGCAACCUUACCUGAACAGCUGCCAUCGUUGUGGAAUGUAUGUGUUGAGUCCUUUAAACUGCUAGAGAAUGCUUUGAAAACUAGUUCAAGCAGUAAGGAAGAAGAAAUUCACCAUUUACAGGAAUUUGUUAAUAACCUUCAAACAAUGGAAACAGUUAUUCCAGCAUUAAAUUCUGAUUUACUUCCCUUUCUAAUGGAUCAAUUGGACACGAUGUGUUCUUAUCUUAGCCAUGAAAUGACAGCUGUAAGACACAUGGUGUCCAGGGUUUUUGCAGCGUUAAGUGUACGUAACACUUUGAAGACAAUGUAUUUUGUGAUCCAUCACAUUCUGCCAUUGCUUGGAGCAACAGAUGAUGAAAACAAAAGAGAAGGUGGAACUGAGGCUAUUGCCAACAUUUUAGAAUCACUAGGCAUUGACUCUCUGCCUUACAUUGUUUUAUUGGUUAUUCCAAUAUUGGGACGAAUGUCUGAUCAAAUGCAAUCUAUUCGCCUGAUGGCCACUCACUGCUUUGCAACUUUGGUGCGACUGAUGCCAUUAGAGGCUGGCAUCCCUGAUACACCAACCACUGAAGCCUGGCUAAUAGAGCGCAGAGAAAGAGAGCGUAGUUUUCUGGACCAGCUAUUUGACAUGACAAAGAAGGAGGAUUAUAAAAUAUUGGUGCCAGUCAAUGCAGAACUAAGGAAAUAUCAACAGGAUGGUGUGAACUGGUUAGGAUUUUUAAAUAAAUACAAACUUCAUGGCAUUCUGUGUGAUGACAUGGGUUUGGGAAAAACUUUGCAAUCUAUCUGUGUCAUGGCCACUGAUCACUUAGAAAGAGAAAACAAAUACAAGAAAUCUCAAGACCCAGACUGCUCACCACUUCCUUCCAUUGUGGUUUGCCCACCUACUCUAGUUGGUCAUUGGGUGUAUGAAGUGAAUAAAUUUGUAGAUCCAAUUUACUUAAAUCCUUUGAUGUAUGUUGGACCUCCAGCUGAAAGAAAUAGGUUGCAAAAGUUAGUAACUAAACAUAAUUUGAUAGUAGCCUCUUAUGAUGUUGUCAGAAAUGAUAUUGAUUUCUUCAGUGGCCUGAGAUGGAAUUAUUGUAUUCUUGAUGAAGGUCAUAUAAUAAGAAAUGGGAAAACCAAGCUGGCAAAAGCCACUAAGCAAUUGAUCUGCAACCACCGACUCAUUCUGUCUGGCACACCCAUACAGAACAAUGUCUUGGAUCUGUGGUCCCUGUUUGAUUUCCUGAUGCCAGGAUUUCUGGGUACUGAGAAACAGUUUCAAGUCAGAUAUGGAAGACCAAUCUUACAGAGUAGAGAAGGAAAAAGUACUAGCAAAGAACAAGAAGCAGGUGCCUUGGCUAUGGAAGCCCUACAUCGCCAGGUCCUGCCUUUUAUCCUGCGACGUCUCAAAGAAGAUGUGCUGCAAGACCUGCCACCUAAAAUCAUGCAAGACUAUUUUUGUGAUCUCAGUCCACUGCAGGUUGAACUUUAUGAAGACUUUGCCAAGUCUAGAGCUAAACGAAGUGUUGAUGAAACUGUGGUUGGGGGGGAGGACAUGAAAGACAAGAAAGUUUCUAACCAAGGAACAACACACAUUUUCCAGGCCUUACAGUAUCUUAGAAAACUGUGCAACCAUCCUGCAUUAGUCUUAAAUUCAACCCAUCCAAAAUAUAAAGAGACAAUGGCUGGCUUGCAACAACAGGGAACUAAUUUACAUGAUCUCUCACAUGCUCCUAAGCUGACCGCUUUAAAACAGUUGCUGUAUGAUUGUGGUAUUGGAUUGAACAACUGCAGUACAGCCUCAGGUUCUACAAAUCAGAUGGGAGUAGACAGUGUCCCAGUUGUCAAUCAGCACAGAGUUUUAUUAUUCUGUCAGCUGAAGAGUAUGUUGGACAUUGUAGAGAAAGAUUUACUCAAAUCCCACAUGCCAAGUGUUACAUUCCUUAGACUAGAUGGUACUGUACCUGCUGGUAGUAGACAUGACAUUGUACAUAGAUUCAACAAUGACCCAUCUAUUGAUCUACUGCUUCUGACCACCCAUGUAGGUGGGCUUGGUUUAAAUUUGACUGGCGCUGAUACUGUUAUCUUUGUAGAACAUGACUGGAACCCAAUGAAAGACUUGCAGGCUAUGGAUCGAGCUCAUCGUAUUGGUCAGAAGAAAGUUGUCAAUGUCUAUCGUUUAAUCACAAGAGGAACUUUGGAGGAAAAAAUUAUGGGCUUACAAAAGUUUAAAAUGGCUGUAGCCAACACUGUGAUUACCCAAGAAAACUCCAGUGUACAAACAAUGGGUACAGAACAACUGCUGGAUCUUUUUAUCUUAGAUCAGAACAAGAAAGGAAACACCGGCUCCUCGGUCAGUGAUCAGGACAAGAAACCUAAAAAAGAGACUGUAAAAAACAUUCUAGAAGGCUUGGAAGAAUUAUGGGAUGAAUCCCAGUAUGAGAAUGAAUACAACAUGGAUUCUUUUAUGAAAUCUUUAAGUACUUAAACAAACCAACUGAUUUUUGGCCCAUUCAGUAUAUUUGGAGAUCUGUAUUCUGAAUAUUUCUUUAGGAAUCAGUUCUCUUGUUGAAUUCUUUUUAAAAACUGCUUUCUGAUUAAUCACUCCAUUCAAACUUGACAGCAACUUUAUAAAGUGAUAGUGACUGAUGGCAUGUAUCUUGUGAAUUUUGUGUAUAGUUGUACUGUCAUAAGUUAAAGUGAUAGUGACUGAUGGCAUGUGAAUGGGAUGUACAGAUGUACUGUCAUCAGUUGCUCUAGUACUUAUAUUCAAUAAUUGGUCUCCAUUCAAUGAGAAAGUUAUUCUUAUUUUGUGGCUCUUUUGUAUCAUAUAUUUCUGUACACUUAACAAGCAUUGUUUUCAAGUCUAUCCACCAUUGACUGAGUAAAGCAAUGCUCACAAUUUGAAACAUGUUUGAUUAGAAAUAAUGUUGUUAUUGUCCUACCUUUGCACCUUUCAAUGCGCUGCCUUCAACUGCAUACGAAUUGAACAAACUUGACUUUUAGUAAUUAACACAUGUAUACUUUUGACUGACACUAUGAUGAAGUACUUUUCUUAGAUACCUGAGUGUAGUUAGAGAUAUUAAGCGCAAAUUAAGGUUGUUGCUUUUUUUUAGGGUUAGACUCUUAGGUAUUAUUUGGCUAUUGAGAUUGGGUGGGAGAUCAGUUAUUUUUUAUCACCCUAAAAACUUUGAUUAUAAAUUUGUAUGGAUUUAUUUGCAUAUUUGUUUUGCAUUUGUCCACAACUCACUUUUAAAUUAUGCAGUUUUCUGAACACUAAUUUUUUUCUUCUUUUUUGGAGGAAUGUGUACAUUUAUAGAAUUCUUGUUUUCUGUCAACACUAUAACUAAUUGUAUUAUAGCAUUGGACUGGUCAUAUAAAACCUCAAUUAUUGAUUUGUUUUUUCUUGUUAUUUGCAAUUAAUGUAGCAAUAAUGUCUUAUUAUAUAUAUAUAUAUAUAUAUAUAUCUUAUUUAUAUCUAUUGAGUUGCCUGGAAAGAACAAAUGUAUUUUUGUUUUGUUUUCAAACACUUAUUUUGUGUUUUUACUGGGAUGACUGAGGAGAUAUAAGGCUAAAAAUAUUUUUUUUUAUGUGCAUUGGUUAAUUUUGUAGAGUCUUAUUGUUAGCUUGGAUUAAUUUUUUAUUUUUUUUUGAAACACAUGACUUUUUUUUUUUUUUUACAUGUUAUCAAUUAUUAAAUGGCUUCCAUUCAUUUAUAUUUUAUAUGUUAGCUGUAUGUUGGUCUGCAUGCUCAGUUCAAUCUUAACAAAAUUUCAUCCUCAACUACUAAAUCAGUACAUUUAAUUAAGCAAUAAAUAAUAAUUUUUUUUUAUCUAAUGAGUAAUGUUACUCUUUUGAGAUUUGACUGAUUCAGAUUUAAUAUUUUUGAUACUAUUGUGAUUAACAUUGGUGCAUCUUGCCAUCUGUCAGUGGGCAAUUGUGAGUAAACAAAAAAAAGUGCUAAAAAAAUGUUUCAGUUAAUAACUAUUGUUCUAUAUUUUUCUAUGUAUCCUUUUGGUCACAUAUUGAAUGGAUAGUACUUUUCAGAAUACCAUUGAUACAAUAAGAGCAAAACCAAGUUGACUAGAAAUAGUUAUUACAAACUAUAUUGUGGUAUGUGGCUGGUUUUAUUAUGUACUUAGCUAUUAACAAUAAUAAUUAUCUUGUAAUACACAAUGUCAUAUUGUAACAAAUGAGUUAACAGCAACACACAUCUUGUAACAAAUGACUUAUUUUACAAUACAAAUAACACAGCAUUGUGUUAAUAGUGAUUUUUUUGUUUCUAUUAUCCUCUAGAUGUACUUUUGAACCAAACAUGUUUGACUAUGUACCAAUCACUAUAGUGAUAUCAAUUGUGAAUAGUAUUUGUAUUGGCACAAUUUUGUGGUUUCAGUUUUGGUCUUCCACUGUCUCAUCCUUCUCUUCAUUUUCUUGGUCACAAGGUUCAUGCAUUUAAUGGAUGCAUUUUUUUGUUGUUCACUAAUUAACAUAGAAAUAUAUCUUGAGUUGAA
Molecule: messenger RNA, 8482 nt
Organism: Biomphalaria glabrata
Lineage: Eukaryota; Metazoa; Mollusca; Gastropoda; Planorbidae
Product: TATA-binding protein-associated factor 172-like
Exons: 40
Coding region: 952-6459 (1835 amino acids)
Molecular function (GO): ATP binding; ATP-dependent chromatin remodeler activity; DNA binding
Source: RefSeq, a predicted model, not a curated record